AUGAAAGACGUCCAGUUCGAGAAAACUCGGAGAGCGCUUCAGUCAAAGCAAAGGGAUCUAAAACGGAAAGGCAUGGGCAACAAGCCUAAUGCUUCUGCUGCUUUAAGUGAGGAAGAUAUUCAAGUUCUGUUUGAAAGGAUCUCUUGGGAAGUUCCACGGCAGAAGCGCCUUUAAACACGGUAUGGUUCAACAACAUAAUCCAGUUCGGGUUAAUAGGCUGCAAGGGGCACAGAGAAAUGUGUUCAGGGGGAGACUUAAAACUUUGUCAAAACUUCCACAGGGCAGGAGUACCUCGAAUUCACUGAAAGAGAAACCAAAACUCGUUCAGGAAACGAUCCCCGGAAUGUAAGAGCCAUUGCACCGAAAAUUUCUGCUGUGCCGAACGACCAGAAAUGUCCAGAAAAAGGCCUACAAAGUCUACGCAGAAAAGCGACCCGCGGAAAUGAAAUCCGAAGACCGGAUGCACUGUUUUACUCUGGCAGUAAAUAA
Messenger RNA from Pocillopora meandrina, 489 nucleotides. The record is from the annotation of a GenBank genome assembly. Lineage: Eukaryota; Metazoa; Cnidaria; Anthozoa; Scleractinia; Pocilloporidae.